AUGGCGGCUUCCUUCAAUAUUAUAAGAUACAAUUACUCAGCGUGUGCUGCGUGCAAGCUCUUGAAGAGAAAAUGCCUACCAGAUUGCAUCUUUGCCCCUCACUUUCCACCUGAAGAGCUCCAAAAAUUUAUAAGUGUGCACAAAAUCUUUGGCACGAGCAACGUAGCUAAGCUCUUGAACAAGGUACUCCCUCAUCAAAGAGAAGAGACAGUGAGUUCUCUGUCCUAUGAAGCAGAGGCACGACUGAGAGAUCCUGUUUACGGUUGCGUUGGUACUAUUUCUAUUCUGCAAUUACAAGUUGAGCGGCUUCAAAAGGAACUCGACCAGGCUAAUGCAGAAUUGGGCAGUUAUGCUAGUGGUCAUCAUCCCGAUAUAUGUGGCAGUAGUACUACUGCCACCGGUGGAACUGGAGGGGGGCUAUGGGAUGCUAGAGCCCCUUCUAACCUCGAAAAAAUAGUAUAUAAUUUUUUUCAAUACCCGCAGAAUUAG
This is a messenger RNA of Daucus carota subsp. sativus, 489 nucleotides long. Its product is annotated as protein LATERAL ORGAN BOUNDARIES-like. The record is from RefSeq and is a predicted model, not a curated record. Bases 1 to 489 code for a protein of 162 amino acids. Lineage: Eukaryota; Viridiplantae; Streptophyta; Magnoliopsida; Apiales; Apiaceae. The transcript has a single exon.